UGACGUUGAUAAACGUGUGGUCGAUCUUGUCAAGUCAACAAAGAAAUGUCAAAACUUUAUAAACAUUCAGUGAUUCCGCAAUCAGCAUUUAAUUAAUUUGUAAGUUUAAAUAUGAUUUUUAUAAAUAUACUAUUUCCUUUUUUAUUUAUAACUGCUGCCAGAGCCAAUGGAGACAGCGAAUACUGUGAUAUCAACAAGAAAUCCUGCGAAAACGAAGUCCAAGUGAACUACGGUAAAAAACAGAUAUUUUACGAUGUGAAUCCGCCGGAAGGUUUUAAUUUACGCAGAGAUGUCUAUAUGCGGUUCGCUAUAAUGUUAGCUGAGGCACAAAAGCAAGGCAAAGACAAUUGGGAGCUUGUUCUGCCUCCUUGGUAUAACCUUUAUCAUUGGAAAUCGCAAAAAUUUCCCCCCAAGCCAUGGGCUAAGUUCUUUGAGUUAGACGCUUUAAAAUCUUUCGCGCCAGUCGUGGAACUACAGGAAGUGUUCCGUAAAACGAAAAAGAAGGUUCUAGAAAUAGAUACCUUGUUUAUAUUGGAGAACUACGAGGACGCCUUCGAAAAUGGUGUUUUCGAAGAGAAAUGGGAGAUUGUCGGUGAAUGUAACCAUAAGGGAAAAUUCUGGGGAUACAAAAAUGUUACUGUCAAAGAGGUUUUAUGUGUAAAGUUUCAAGGAAAGAUAUCUAAACUGUGGGAGCUUAUUGCUCUACACCCGCAUAAUACGAAGAUAAUGUUUGGGCAUGGUGAAAUACCUUUACAUGACAACUACGGUACCAAGGUCUACUGGGACUGCCGCAAAAGCAUGAAAUUCAACAAAGAUUUAAACCAAAUUGCCAAAAAUUAUAUUGUACAAUAUUUAAAUUGUGAUUCCGAACUAUGUAACAACUAUCUCAGCGUACAUUGGAGACGUCAAGACUUUGCUAGAAGCCGUGGCAAUGAUGUACCAACAAUAGCAGGCACAGUAACACAAAUACACAACUACCUUAAAAAACGACCGCACAUAAAAAAGAUAUUCAUAUCAACUGACGCAUCAAUGUCCGAAUUAAAUACUUUAGAAAAGGAUUUAACCACUCAUGGUUACGAAAUACACUUCUUUUUACCAAGAGUUACAAUUAUAGAUGACUACGGAGACGGAGGGAUAGCAAUUAUAGAUCAAAUCAUAUGCUCUCAUGCUGCAUACUUUAUCGGUACCCAUGACAGUACAUUUACGUUUAGAAUACAAGAAGAAAGGGAGAUUUUGGGCUUUAAAAGCAGUACUACGUUCAACAGACUAUGUCCAGAUACCGGACCUUGCGAAAAGCCCUCUAAGUGGACUAUUGUCAACUAAAUACUGCUAAGUACCCUCUAUUGGAUACUUACAAACUUAAUUAUGCUAUCUCCUUUGAACCAAACUAUUUGAUGCAAAAUAAGAAUAGUUUUCUUCUGUGUAGGUGUCUGUCACAGCAUGCAUAUGCUAUGGUGACCAUACAUUUUUUUUUUACAGUGGGUAGAUAAAUUUAUCAUAAUAGGCUAUAGGUGUAGAGAAAAAAAAAUAGAACAAACAGUUUAAUAUCUAGAUUUUCGACUUUCAUAUCUAUAAAAUAAUUAUUAAGAAUGCAUAAUAUCAAAUAGAAGUACAUAAUAAUUAACAUGA
This is a messenger RNA of Trichoplusia ni (cabbage looper), 1629 nucleotides long. It is a transcript of the gene pofut2, whose product is annotated as GDP-fucose protein O-fucosyltransferase 2. The transcript has a single exon. The record is from RefSeq and is a predicted model, not a curated record. Gene Ontology annotation, biological process: protein O-linked glycosylation via fucose. Gene Ontology annotation, molecular function: peptide-O-fucosyltransferase activity. Bases 112 to 1323 code for a protein of 403 amino acids. Lineage: Eukaryota; Metazoa; Arthropoda; Insecta; Lepidoptera; Noctuidae.